Ciona intestinalis (vase tunicate) is the source of this 3066-nucleotide messenger RNA. Lineage: Eukaryota; Metazoa; Chordata; Ascidiacea; Phlebobranchia; Cionidae. The record is from RefSeq and is a predicted model, not a curated record.
GUUUUGGUUUAUAUUUUCGAGAACUUAUGUCGUUUAACGACUGUCGCUUUGCUGCUAAUUCCCUUCUCUUCGUUGUUUUAAUUAAUUUAAUCUUCGCUAUCGUGCAAUUUGUUAUGUCGUGUAAACCAAUAAAAAAAUCUGUUUUCAAAGGUACGUUUAGUGUGCCAUAAACCCCUAUUAAAUAUGUCGCUUUUUACUCGUAUGUAGAGAAGAACGCAUCGACACAGUAUAUAUGAUGGUAGCUUCACCAUUAGGCAUUCUGUGUGCGACAGAUUGCAAUUAGAAACACACACGCCAGAUGUUUACGUGUUUAUUACUGCCUGCUGUUUUACUUGAUGUAAACACAAUAUCGGUAACUUCGUUUCUUUGUUGUGCAAGAGUCAUAAAAGGCAUUGUUCGCUGACAGAGAGCACUGUGUCGUAAUAAUAUCAACAAAAAGUUUCAAUAUUAGCAGAGGUUUGCAAGCCAGUCCAGUUUGACAGAACAAUGAUCAUUGUGAGCUGUAAUGCAGUGUGUUUGUGAUAAAAUAAAGAGGAUGUGACGUCACAGUAUCCUCUAUUAUGUGUAAACAAAGGAUAUUUUUCAGCAAUAAUUGAUAUUAAGUUGUACCAUGGUUGAGCAGUUUCAACUUUUGUCUCAAAACGAAGACCAAGACAAUGCAACCACACAAGCUAAUGACGUAGACAGCAUGACGUCACCAAAUCAUGACGUCACGGAGCAGCACGAAACUAGGAAUGGCGGCACAACGAGUCCGAGCGUAACUUUCAGCAACGGAUUUUUGUUUGAUGACGUAUUAGGCAGCCGUGAUGUGAUGUCAUCACCUACUGCGUCACGAAUGACGUUGGGCUUCGGUUCCUUAGACAUUGUGAUGGCGAACGACAAGACAAGGUCGCCUCAACACGUCACUAAGGAGGAUGGUGGAAGCGUCAUACCCGAGAAACCACAACGAUGGGGGUGGGUUGUGGUGGUCGCUUCAUGGGUUGUCAUGAUACCAAUAGCGGGGGUGCUGGCGAGUUUCGGGAACAUCGUGUCUUCGCUCACAGAGGAGUUCAACGCUACAAAGCUAGAAGCAGGUUGGAUUGGAUCUCUUGCCUUCAGCUUCACUGUUGGCACCUGUCCCCUCAGCACCCCCCUAAUGACUGUAUAUGGAGCAAGGAAGGUGGGGUUUGUGGGCGUGGUGGGAGCGUCGAUAAGUGUCUUUGUGACAUCAUUUACACCUGUAUUACACCUCAUGUUUCUUACCUACAGUGCCAUGCUGGGAAUAUUUGCCAACUUUGUCUACAACACUGCCAUGAAUCUAACUGGCCAAUACUUCCCCAACAAACACCAAGCUUUGGCAACUUGUCUUGCAUCUGCUGGGGUUUCAUUCGGCACCCUCCUAAUCAACCCCCUCACUGAAUACUUGAUACGCAUCAUUGGUUGGAGGCAUACCCUCAAAGUUAUGUCUGGUAUGAUAGCAGUGGUGGGCGGGGUGUGCGUCGCAACGUUUAAACCAGUGAAGACACAAGAGCAGAAGUUACAAACCAAGAUACGAAAGGCUGUGAAGCAAGGCAAGGAAGCGACAGCAGAAGCGCUGAUUGAAAAGAAAGUCGGAUCUUUGUCAAGAGUUGACAUAGAAGCUGUGACGGAAUCGAUCCAACACAUGCACACAGAGAGUCGUAUGAGUUUGGCCGCACAGGAAAUUAAGAAGAAUGUGAUGGACAAGAGCGUGUGGGAUUGUUCCUUCUGUAGCAACCCUGCGUUUAUAUUAUGGAUGUUGGGGACUUUGUUCUGGAGCAUCUCAUUUCUCUUCCCAUUCAUUUUCCUGAUUGAUUACAUGGGAACAAUUGGAAUAACUGGCAGUUCAUCAGCGUGGGUGCUUACAGCUUAUGGAAUAGCAGAGUUUGGUGGAAGGUUACUGUGUGCGCUGACAGCUGGAAAGAUUAAGUUCAGCCUUGCCUAUGUGUACGCUGCCAGCGCUGCGUUUGUGGGGGUGGCUACUAUACUUGCCCCACAGGGAAAAACACUGGGAGUAAUGUACGCGUACGCAAUAUCUGCCGGAAUCAACUCUGGAAUCCUAAACUCGUUGAUGUAUGUGACAACAAUGCAAUUGUUUGGUAAUGAAAAGGGGAGGCAUGUGUGGGGUUACAUCAAUGUUAUGCUGGCUUUAGGCAUGGUCACUGGCCCAGUAGCAGCAGGGGGAAUAUACGAUGCAACAAAAUCGUAUUCCACUUCAUUUUACAUGGGUGGUGGAUUAUUUAUAUUAUGUUCCAUUGUCAUGCUACUUAUCCCAAUCUCGUUGCGACAUUUCCCACAAAAUGAAGAACCUGAGCAACAAGUUGUCAAAAUGAAGCCACCCCGCCCCCCACACCCUACCACCGGGUCCAUCGUAAAACCAGGCGCCUUGCGGAGGCUAGCUCAACACCAGGCGGCGAUAAAGAGCUCAAAAUCGAAAUGGAACGGGGAGGUUGAGGAACAUCUUCAAGCGUUGGAUGAAAUUGAAGAAGAAGUGAACCGGAACAGUCAUGUGACAGAGACCGACCAAUCAGAAGGGGCAAAAGAUCCUUUGGUUUGAAAUUAAAAAAAAAUGUUUAAAGUUUUAAAAAAAUCGUAAUUGUGACAACAAAUGGAUAUUUAUGAUGGAACAAUCAAACUUUCGUGUGAAGUUCGAUUGUGAUGCAAUCAAUGGAAGUAACACUGUAAGAGUGUGAUGUCAUAAUACACAAGACAAAGCAUACACAAUGUACAUAAGUCCUAAUGGUACGGCAAAAAAACAAGAUUAAAUCGCCAUUGACACAUUGCUGCUUUUGCUAGGGUGAAGACAGUUUCACAAACUUGCUGUAUUUAUUAUUUUUUUAAAAACGAAAUUCAUGCAUUUUUUGUGAAGUAACUUAGUUUUUUCAAAAUUAGAAUUUUUUAAUGCUUUGGUUAAAGAAAAUUAAUACAUUCUUGAAUGUUUUGAUUUUCGGUAAAAUUAUUAAGCUUUGUGGGAUAAGUUAACACCUAAAAUUUUUUUGUGCCGAUUUGUUGAAGAUUUUAACGUACUGCUUCUUUAAGAGUCUUGCAUCAAAUAAAUUCCAAGAAAAA